Gastrolobium bilobum is the source of this 3645-nucleotide messenger RNA. RefSeq names its product probable disease resistance protein At1g61300. Gene Ontology annotation, molecular function: ADP binding. The transcript is spliced from 2 exons. Lineage: Eukaryota; Viridiplantae; Streptophyta; Magnoliopsida; Fabales; Fabaceae. The record is from RefSeq and is a predicted model, not a curated record. Bases 1 to 3645 code for a protein of 1214 amino acids.
AUGACGGAUAUCCCAAAUGAAGUGGCAAAGAAAGUUCUGGAUAAAGUUAUCGACCGGGCAUUAAAAGAAGCAGGGUAUAUGUGUUGCUUGAGGGACAAUGCUGCUGACAAUAAAAAGCAAAAAGGAAAGUUGGAAGCAAAACUAAAGGCUGUGAAGCAACAUUGUGAUGCGACAACCAGCAACGCACAAGAUGCUCCAAAUGAUGUCGUUAACUGGAUAGAGGAAGCUGAUAAGGCCAUUCAAGAGGACACCAAAAUAGAAAAGACAUGGUAUUUAAGAUGGGGUCCCUUCUGGCAGCGAUAUAGUAAGGGAAAGGCACUGUCAAAAAACACGGAGGCGAUUACAGGACUCUUGCAAGAAGCUGAAACCUUGAAAACUGAGGGAGUACCUUCUGAUCAUCCAGGUGUCAAACGCUUUCCUUUAAACAGUUACCUCUCUCUGAAUGGCAGAAAGUUGAAAUGCGAAGAACUUUUGAAUGCACUGAAAAAUGACAACAACUGUAUAACCGUGUUGCAAGGUAUGGGCGGCAUCGGUAAGACUACAUUGGCAAUAGAAGUGGGUCAGGAACUCGAGCAAUUGGAAGAAUUUAAAAAAGUUGUUGUUACUACAGUGUCAUCUACUCCUGACAUAAGAAAGAUUCAAGAUGAUAUUGCUGCACAGUUGAAAUUAGAAUUGAAGGACAAGACUGAAUCACAACGACAAGGAUUACUGUGGAAUAGAUUAACCAAUGGUGAGAAAAUUCUUCUAAUAUUGGAUGACGUAUGGGAAAAUACUGUGAAGCAUGUCGAAUUUGAUAAAAUAGGGAUUCCAGGUAGGGGCCAACACAAGGGUUGCAGAGUUCUUCUAACCACACGGGAGGUAAGUGUAUUCAACUCAAUGGGAUGCGACAGGAUAAUUAAUCUGGAUCUCUUAUCAGAUGAAGACGCAUGGACCCUGUUCCAGAAGUUUGCUGGUUUAAGCGAUAGUUCAACUCCAAGUUUGCGGGAUAAGGGACAUCAAAUUGCCCGAGAAUGCGGAAAAUUACCACUUGCAAUUGAAGUUGUGGCUAAAAGAUUAAAGGGCCAAGAACAACGACAGGAGAAAUGGGAUCAUGUCUUAACGUCCUUGAAAAAUGCUAUGCCCGUACACGGUGCUGAUCAAAGUUUGAAUGUAGUUUAUAAAUGUUUGAGAUAUAGCUAUGAUAAUUUGGAGAAAGAAGAAGCCAAGAAACUGUUCCUCUUAUGUUCUUUGUUCCCAGAAGAUAAAGAGCUUCCUGCUGAAAUUUUAACUAGAUAUGGCAUAGGAGCUGGUCUUUUUGGGGAAGUUUUUAACAAAUACAAUGUUGCUCGAUUAAAAGUAGCUGAUGCCAAAUAUGAUCUCAUAGAUUCUAGUUUAUUAUUGGAGGCUGAGAAAGGAAGGGUAAAAAUGCAUGACUUGGUUCGAGAAGUUGCUCUAUUGAUGGCUAACAAAGAGAUUCGAGCAAUGAAUUUGUCUGACAAACAUCAAAUGUCAUUGGUAAAAAUGGAGAAGAGUAUGAAAUAUUUGUUAUUGGAAGGCAACGACAAGGAUGUGUUUUCUUAUAGGUUUGAUGAUUCCGAACUUGAGAUUCUUAAAGUUAGCUGUAUGGUUGAAGGAGGCUCAAUGGCAAUGCUAAAGUCAUUCUUCGAAAAUAUGAAAAAGCUUCGAGUUUUACAUUUAUCAUCUCAGGAUUGGAGGAGAACGUCUCUAUCAUUGCCACAGUCAAUCGAGUCAUUGACGAAUAUUCGAUCUCUAAUCCUGGAAAGAUUGAGAUUAGGUGACAUCUCUAUUCUGGGAAAACUACAAAGCCUCGAGGCCCUUGAUUUGGUUCGUUGUGAAGUGGUCGAAUUGCCACGUGAAAUUGCGGAGCUAAAGAGACUUAGAUUGCUGAAGUUGGAUCAUUGUGAAAUUGGAGGGAAUAAUGCAUUUGAAGUGAUUGAAAGAUGCUCAUCACUAGAAGAAUUGUAUUUCAUUAAAUUCAAGGUUCACAGCUCAGCCAUUCAUAAGAAAAUAACCUUGCCUCCUGCAUUGCAAAGGUAUCAUAUAAGAGAUCAGUAUCGGUAUGGGUUUGGUAUUGAAGCGUACGAUUCAAUAUCAAAAUUUGUGUCUAUUCUAAAUAUUGAUACUUAUUUCUCUGAAACAACAUUCAAGGAUCUGGUGCAAACAGCAGAGGCUCUUGAGCUAGAAGGAUUUAAGGGGGAGUGGAGAAAUCUCAUACCUGAUACUGUUCCGAUAGAUCAUCUAGUGAAGCUUUGUUUGAAAUCUUGUUCAAAAUUACAAUUUCUAAUUGACAGUCGGCGUAUUACUCCGGAACAAAACAUCACCUCCAAGUUGAAUGUACUAGAAUUGACGGAAAUGAAAAAUUUGGAAGAACUAUGCAAUGGUCCCCUUCCCUCUGACUUUCUGAAGAGUUUAGAGACGCUAAGUAUCAAAUCCUGUAAAGUUUUGCGAAGCAGAUUGUUUAAGAGCAAGCUAAACGUCUCCAAUCUCAAGACCAUUACACUGCGGGAUUGCCCAAAGUUGGUAACCCUAUUUCCAUUGUUGACUUCUCAAAGCCUAAUGCAGUUGGAGGAAUUGGGGAUACAUGACUGUGAGCAACUGGAAAACAUAAUAGAAGAUGAAAGAACUGGGGAGGAAUUGGGAGACAAAACAGUUGAUGGUGAUAAUGAUAACAAGGGAAAAAGUCCCGGUUCAAUGUUUCCAAAAUUGAAAACUCUUUAUAUCGAGAGAUGUCCCCUACUGGAAUUUAUACUUCCGGUCCUUUCUGCUCGAGACGUUCCUGUACUAGAAUCUGUCACUAUAGGAUACAUAUUUGGCAAAUACCAACAUGAAAAUGAAGAGCUGGAUUUGCAUCAAGAGGUAAAGGAUGUCGUACUUGCUUCAUUGCAAAAAAUGUUGCUCACUUCCUUGCCAAGUUUCAUCGACAUUUUUGCCAAAAGUUAUCGUCCCGAGUGUUCGUCCAGAAAGAGUUUAUCUUCCAAGUCACAAAUGCAAUCGGAGCCAAUGAAAUGCAAUAUCUUCACAUUGACUCAUAAAUAUAGACACAAAUUGAGGAGUUCCACAAGUGCUCAAAUCCCAUUGCAUCGCUUCUCAGCCUCAUCGGCAUCGAACUCAUACCAUCUUCAGCUUUGGGAAGGUGCUCAAUGUCUUUCAAAACAAUUCCAGAUCCUGCGUAACAUGAAAGAGAUUCAACUAUGGAAUCUUCCAAGGAUAGAAUCCGUAUUUAUUCUGUCUAUUGCUCCAACAAUGGUUUUGGAAACUUUGAUAGUUCAGCAUUGUCGUAAAUUGAAGCACAUAAUAAUAGAUAAUGGAGAUGACAGCGGUGGCAAAGACUGGGGCAAUGUCUUUCCAAAAUUAAGAAAGCUCUCCGUGAGCUUUUGUAGGAAAUUGGAAUAUAUAUUUGGGCAGUACCCUGAUGAUCAUCAAAACCAUAAUGAGAUUCACCUUCAUCUUCCAGCAUUGAAAUAUCUCUAUCUUUUCAAUCUGCCAAAUUUAAUCGGCAUUAGCCCUAAAAAUUAUCGCACAUCGUCGCCACCUUUGACUGGGUUUGAACUCAAUGAAUGUUCCCAGUUAACCAUUAAAUGUAUUGGUGAUUUGAUGGUUCAAAUGGAUUCAAGACAACAGGAUGCCACAACCACCAAGGUUUGA